Colletotrichum costaricense is the source of this 606-nucleotide messenger RNA. RefSeq lists its product as uncharacterized. NCBI's taxonomy places the organism in Eukaryota, Fungi, Ascomycota, Sordariomycetes, Glomerellales, Glomerellaceae. The record is from RefSeq and is a predicted model, not a curated record. The transcript is spliced from 3 exons. Bases 1 to 606 code for a protein of 201 amino acids.
AUGCCUCCGAAGGCCAGCAACAUUGAACGCCAAGCGUGGAACAGUAAAUGCAGGGGCCUACUCGCCAAACACAUUUUUGACGAGCGUCUUGGUGUUGUUGUGGAGGACUCCAAAGUACGCCUCAAGACGACAGAAGAUGAUCUGUAUGCGUGGGAUUGUCGGCCCUUCAUUGCCCCGCUCUUCGAAAAAAACCUCAGCACGCAUUCAGUCGGCGGGUAUAAGAAGAUCUGCGCGGGAAUCGGCACGUUAUUCUGGGCGAUCCCUGCUGUCGUAGACGACGCGGAAGACGAGAGCCAAGUCUUAGAAGCAGAGAAUCAGUGUUUGCGUACGCAGGUACAAGAAAUUCUCGGGGAGAGAGACCAGUUGAGAUGCAGUCUUCAGGAGAUGGAAGACUCGGCAAGGAGAGAGAAGCAAGCCGAAGCAGACACAGCAGUCAAGCUCGAGGCCGCCAACGUUGAGUGUGAAGUUCUCCGAAAUCAGCUCCAACAAACAAAAAAGCAACUGGAGCUGCUCGAAGCUAUGGUCUCUCGGCACCGCUCGGCAUUUGCCCAGAUUCUGGAUGUCACAGAAGGAAUCGUCAACAAGUCUCCUGCAUUCACUAGCUAA